AUGCCACCCAGCAAAAAGCGUAAACCCCACUCGCAAAACCCUGUUGGCAUUGAGCACUUCUUUGCUAAUCAACGCAAGCGACAUGAAGCUGAAAGUGAAAUUGGACCGGCAUUCAUUCAAUCCAAGCCGUCAAAAGAAAAGGAGGAUGCUGCAGCGCCAAUGGACACCUUGAAGGUUCACGAUCGCGAUUCCAGUGACAAUGGUGGCAAAGCAGACAGCCGAUCGAGUCCCAAACAAUGUAGCAGCACCAGCACCAGCACCAGUAAUAGUGAUGGCAAUGUAGUUGAUACGUCUACCAAUAUCGACAAGUCGAGUGAUCAGUCAUCAACAACAACGAUGAUGGCUAUCAUGCAGCCACAAGCUCAGCAGUAUACGCCAAAUGAACUUCCUUUGACCACUGAUCCACUCCGUUUCAACCCGCAUGAAUACGACACGAUCAUAUCGAAUUGGCCAACUGAAAGCAAGACAUCAACAAAGCGCGCAGUGCCAUACUCUUUCCUUACACAUGCAUUUGCGACUAUCAACGCUACAUCUUCACGUAUCAGCAUCACCAACAUCCUAUGCAACAUGCUACGCGUGCUUAUGGUCCAUACGCCUGAUGAUGUAUUGCCAACUUUAUGGUUAUGCUCCAAUCGAUUGGGUGCAACAGGAGUAGAACUUGGUGUGGGUCCUUUGAUUCUGACACGUGCAAUGACAGCCGUAUCCGGUGGCAUCUCAUCAAACAAGCUUCGACAAUUGUAUCGGGAUCAUGGUGAUUGGGGAGACGUUGCAUACAAGAUCAAGGCAACCAUUCGUACAAUUGCAUUUUCAAAGAAUCCACGGCCUCUGCGUGCACGCGAAGUCUUCCAUCAAUUACGCCACGUGUUGACAUCCGUCAAAGGAAAGGGGUCCGUUGAUCAGAAAACGCACAUCAUCCAACGAUUACUGCUUGCAACUCACACGGCUGAAGAAGCUCGCUAUUUGAUACGCACAUGUGUGGGCAAUUUACGCACCGGCGCUGUUGAAAAGAGUGUUCUUUUGGCUCUUGCACGUGCAUGUGUCUUGAUCCAUGAUGGAAGCAGCAAACCCGAUGCGUUGAAACACGCCGAAGACGUCCUCAAAGAAUGCUAUGCUCAAUGCCCUGAUUGGGAUAGGCUGAUACCCUGGCUUCAAGAAUGCGGAUGGGAUCUCGAAAGGAUAUUUGAGAAAUGUGGUAUCACAGUGGGCGUUCCUCUUCGACCUAUGCUUGGUCAAAUCACUCGAAGGAUGACGGAUGUCUUUGCGAAGCUCGCUGAUCGGGAUUUCGUAUGCGAGUGUAAAUACGAUGGUCAACGUGCACAGAUCCAUAUGGAUGAACAAGGCCAUGUCAAGAUUUACAGCCGACACCUUGAGGAUAUGACCGACAAGUAUCCUGAUGUGGUGCACAUGCUUCCAGAUGUCCGCAAGGCUGAUGUCGGAUCAUUUAUCAUUGAUGGAGAAAUCGUGGCAAUCAACGAAGAAGGCACCAUUUUACCCUUUCAGACUCUCAGCAAUCGAGAACGGAAGAAUGUGACCAUUGCGGGCAUCAAAGUACAAGUGUGCGUUAUGGCAUUUGAUCUGAUGUACCUGAAUGGAGAGUCUCUAUUGCGCAUGUCUUUCCGAGAACGUCGUGGUCGACUGCGGGAUCGUUUUGUGCCGAAACAAGGUGUAUUUGACUUCGCUGAAGGAAUUGAAGCCCGUGGUGUGCCAGAGGAUCAAGAAAAAGUAUAUGCUUUCUUUGACAAGAGCGUGAGAGAAGGAAAUGAAGGAAUGAUGGUCAAGGUGCUCGAUCCUCCCCCUGCAGGUGUUCAGCAGCCUCUAUCAACAUAUGAACCUGAUAAAAGAGUAGAGAGCUGGCUCAAGGUCAAGAAAGAUUACUUGGAAGGUGUUGGUGAUUCCCUUGAUUUGGUCCCCAUUGGUGCCUGGUAUGGGAACGGAAGGAAGGCUGGCUGGUAUUCACCUGUGCUUUUGGCUUGCUUCAAUCCUGAGAAUGAUGCGUUUGAAAGCGUUUGUAAAUGCAUGUCUGGAUUCAGCGACGAGUUUUAUCGCAACAUGAAGCAAUUCUACAGUGGGGAUCGUAUCCUAGAGCACGCACGGCAUGAUUAUGUCACAGACUUGGUGCCUGAUGUGUGGUUUGAUGCAACGGAGGUGUGGGAAAUCAAAGGGGCGGACAUCACCAUCAGCCCAGUGCACAAAGGCGCUCUCGGGAGAAUCGAUCCUGAUCGUGGAUUAUCGUUACGCUUCCCAAGAUAUUUGAGAACACGCACCGACAAGACUAUAUACGAGGCGACCACGAGUGAGCAGCUUAGUGAUUUCUUUUUAGCACAGAAUGGCAAUGGCACAUAA
Molecule: messenger RNA, 2343 nt
Organism: Lichtheimia ornata
Lineage: Eukaryota; Fungi; Mucoromycota; Mucoromycetes; Mucorales; Lichtheimiaceae
Exons: 11
Coding region: 1-2343 (780 amino acids)
Biological process (GO): double-strand break repair via alternative nonhomologous end joining; lagging strand elongation; DNA biosynthetic process
Cellular component (GO): DNA ligase III-XRCC1 complex
Molecular function (GO): DNA binding; DNA ligase (ATP) activity; ATP binding
Source: RefSeq, a predicted model, not a curated record